Arctia plantaginis is the source of this 1611-nucleotide messenger RNA. Lineage: Eukaryota; Metazoa; Arthropoda; Insecta; Lepidoptera; Erebidae. The record is from the annotation of a GenBank genome assembly.
AUGAAACCAUUUGAAGUAACGAAUGAAAAAUAUCACUUGGGUCAUUUGUUUCGAGAUAUCAUGAACAGGGACCCCAGUGCAAUUUGUCAGAUAGAUGCAGCAACAGGUGAGAGGGAGACCAACGCAACAGUAUUACGUCGGUCAGUGCAGCUAGCACGAUGUCUGAGACGUUAUGGAACUCAGCCCGGUGACGUGCUGGCCCUGGGCAGCUAUAAUCACCUCGACGUGCAUAUACCCUUGUAUGCUGCUGUUAUGAAUGGCAUGCCUGUCACUGGCGUUGAGUUUGGAUCUACUCCAGCGAUAGGGUUUCCGUACGAGUAUAUUGACAUAAAACAACACUUCAAAGUGUGUUCACCAAAAAUUGCAUUCUGCCAGAAAGAUUACUUUGACGACAACCUGCGAGCUAUUAAGGAACUUGGGUUGGACACGAAGCUGAUCUGUUUUGACCACGAAGAUUACUCUAUGAAGAAGUUUAUAGAAGAGUACGAUGAUGAUGGUGAUGAAGAAUUUGAGCCAUCAGAGUUCGAUUUGGAUAAAAUAUACGCAGGACUGGUAGCAACAGGCGGCACCACGGGGAUACUUAAGCUGGCUGCUUUUAAACAUAAAGUUGUUGUCAACAGAAUUUACGAGAUGAAAAACAAUCCCUUCUACCAAGCUAAAGAGGGAGAAAGACAAAAGUUGUCACUUGUUCUUUCCCCUGUUAACUGGAUAUCGAUGUUUCUAAGAUCAAUAAGUUUACCUUAUACGAACUACAUUAAGCUCACGACGUCAGCACCAGCGACCACGGAUCACGUUAUUGACAUUAUUAAUAAGUAUAAGCCAGCAGUCUCCUUAAUAUGGCCUCCGUUAGCGGUUUCUUUAAUCGCCUGCAAAAAAGAAUGUGACUUCACUUGCUUUGACUCAAUCACUUUGGUAGCUGGUAAAACUGCGCAGAAUAUCCAUUUAGAGCUCAAGAAAAAACUGCGUCCAGAUGCGAAAAUAAGCGAAGGAUACGGUCAAACUGAAAACCUUGGUUUUAUCGUUAUGCCAAACCCGUCAGGGGCUCUAGGCAACUGUGGAAAAGAAACUAUAAAUGGACAGAGUAUCAAAUUAGUGGAUCCAGAUACGGGAAAAGAAGUGACAGAACCGAAUGUUAGUGGAGAAUUAUGGGUGAAAAAUGUUUGUUUCUCAGAGUAUUUCAACAAUCCAGAGGAAACGGCGAGAGCAUUUUCGGUCAAUGGCUGGUAUAAAACCGGCGAUUUACUGUACAGGAAUGAAGAGGGCAGCUACUUUUUCGUAGAGCGACUUAAGAUGAUCAUCAAAUAUCUUAAUUACCAUAUUUUUCCUGAGGAUUUAGAAAAGGUAAUUGCUGAGCAUCCUGGAGUGGCAGAUGUGAGUGUGACUUGUAUUCCCCAUAAUGAAGAUCAAGAACACCCGGUAGCUUGUGUUGUGCGAAAAAACGGUGCCACUGUCACUGCCCAGCAGAUAAAAAAUCUUGUCGCUAAUAAACUGGCCGAUUAUCAAAAGUUGAGAGGCGGUGUUAUCUUCAUGGACAAAAUUACAUUGACAUCUACAGGAAAAGUCGCAAGAGGCAAACUGAAACAGAUGGCGCUAACUGCUCACAGAGAAUAA